UCCAUUUUUAAUUUGAGAACUACGUGCCUACAUGCAUUUCUGAUACUAUCGAUAAAAUCAUAUCGUCGAAAGUAGAUGUGGUUCGUGUCUGUACUAAAUCCUCAACCUGAGAGAGACUCAGUCUUUUUCAUAGAACUUAUAUCGUAUAUGAUUAUCAAUCAUAUUAGCUGUUCAGCACUUUCAGCAGAAUUGACCAAUUCAGCAGAGUUGACACUGAAUCGACCGAUUAGCUUAAUCAGAGUUUGUGAUCGGGCCUAAGUUAGUAUACAAUUGCUUUAAUGUGCAUUGAGUGCGCACUAGUUCUGUCAGUGAAAAACACUAAAGUUCCAAGGGGUUAGAUUCUGUUAAACAAAGAAGAAUUAUUUAUACUUCAACGUACAUACAUCUCAUCACAUUGACGUAUUCGUAUAGAGGUGACAGAGUUAAAGGGAAAAGAUAAACAGGAAAUACACAACGGGUAAAAUAACAGAAAACUAAACGGCGAGAAGAAAAGUUUCUACAAUAAUAAAAAUAUUCAAAUCAAGUGUCAAGUCUGUGGCAACAAACAAUGCAGGAAGAGCAAAAAAAUACUCCAAAAUUAGGAACUAUUCGAAAAAUUCGCAAUGCUGCAAGUACACCAGAUGUUGCAAGAAAUCUGUCGGAUACUACCUUAUCUGCUUUACAUAAUAUUUCUAGAACCACUUCUCGUAAUAGAGUAACUUUGAUGCCAAGUGACAUUGCACAGUUACAGAAAGUGCCAAGAAAGAAGAUUGUUGUAGACAAACAACCAAUCAUGCCAUCACAGAUAAUAUUGGAUGCACAAAAGAAAACGGACAGUGAAGAAUUAGAGCUUGGACUUCUUUACGAUGAAUAUUUACAAACUAUGAUGAUGGAUCUCAUAAUGAAGAAGAAGAUUCUAGAGAAAAAGCGUCUAAUGAUCAUGCAAAUGGCUGCCAUGGCACAAGAGAUUGAUCAAGAUACACAAAAAUUGAUUAAAAUUAAAACAAGGGAACGUGAUAUAAUAAAUUUAAGUUUAGCACAAAAAGAAGCAGAUGUUCAACUGAUUGCAAUGACAAAAUAUACUGUGUUCAAAUGUUUUAAGAAACACUGCAAAUCUAAUAGGAUCGAAAGGCGAAAUGUAUUGUGCUGUUAAUGCUGGAUUGAAGAAUUUUACUGAAACAUGUGACGAAAUAAAAAAUCUUCAAAAAAAAUUGGAAGAAGCACUGUGCAAUUUACAAGUAUUGAUGCUAAAAAAUGCUUCACUUUCAUUGGCAUGCGAUGACAGUGGGUAGAGACAUGUUGGAAUUGUUGUUUGAAGAAAUAGAAUUACAUAAAAAUAUGAAAAUUGAAUGAAUUGGAAGCUUUUUUGUACAAUUAUUACAUAAAAUGUACUAUGUGUUGUUGAAAUUUACGGAACAAUUAAAUUUAGUUGAAUA
This is a messenger RNA of Acromyrmex echinatior (Panamanian leafcutter ant), 1415 nucleotides long. RefSeq lists its product as uncharacterized. NCBI's taxonomy places the organism in Eukaryota, Metazoa, Arthropoda, Insecta, Hymenoptera, Formicidae. The record is from RefSeq and is a predicted model, not a curated record.